Messenger RNA from Cladophialophora immunda, 1834 nucleotides. RefSeq lists its product as uncharacterized. The record is from RefSeq and is a predicted model, not a curated record. Gene Ontology annotation, cellular component: endoplasmic reticulum membrane; endoplasmic reticulum. The transcript is spliced from 2 exons. Gene Ontology annotation, biological process: post-translational protein targeting to membrane, translocation. The coding region runs from base 177 to 1397 and encodes 406 amino acids. Lineage: Eukaryota; Fungi; Ascomycota; Eurotiomycetes; Chaetothyriales; Herpotrichiellaceae.
GUGUCUUCUGUCCAGAGGCCAACUCGCCUUAUACCCGACGCACCGAAGGUAUUCACUUCUCCGAAGUCUGCUUUGUUAUAAUCUCUUUACAGGUUUACCACGCGGAAGUGAACUUUCCUACGGACCCUCACUUCUCUCACUCUUCUGCAAUUCCCUCUACUACGACACCUGCAACCAUGGCAUCCCCAGGCGGCCCUCCGCCGGGCGCCCAACCCUUCUCCCCACAACAAAUCCAACAGUUGAUUGCCAUGGAAGCCCAGAAGCGCGGAAUGACCAUCCCCCAAUUCCAAGCCUUCCAACGACAACAGAUCGAGGCCGAAGCCGCCAAAGCGGGAAUGACCCCUCAGCAGUUCGUCCAGAUGAAGCAGGAAGAGGCAAGACAACAAUUCAUGCGCCAGCAGCAGGCGGCUCAGCAACAACAGUCACAACAGCCUCAGGGUGGACAACCACAAGGACAACCACGAGGACCGCCGCCCGGGCAGCAGGCCCAACAUAUCCCCUUGAAUGCAAAGGUGGAAGCCAAACCCGAGGCGCUGGCCGUCGCGAAGUUUCUACGAUCCCAGGAUUUGAAAACUCGAACGUGUAUCUUUAAUGGCGAGAGAAAGGACAUGUUCAAAGUGAAACGAGCGUUCCGUGCCCUGAACUCCGACGCCUACAAGAAGGCUCAAAAGAAGAAUCCCUUAUUGCCUAAGGUCGAGAACGACGUUGACGCGCGGUCAGCCCUGCAACUUCUUCCCCUAUCGAUGCUUGCUCUGCGGGUUUCCAAGAAGGACCCACACGAGGGACACAAUCAUGCCAAACCCAAGAAAGAGAAACGAGUCAAGGGAUUGUGGGAAGUCAAGAUCGAGCAACAACAAGACUUUGACCCUAUGAUGCAUUAUGUCUGGCUGUACGAGGGGUCACAGUGGAAGACUAAAAUGUGGGCAGCCCUGGUUCUGGUGCUGGUCUUCGCAGCCGUGCUCUUCCCACUGUGGCCGCUUGUCCUGAGACAAGGCGUGUGGUAUCUCUCGGUCGGCAUGAUGGGGUUGAUUGGCUUGUUCUUUGCCAUGGCCAUCUUCCGCCUGAUCCUCUUCGUCAUCACCUUCUUCCUGGCUCCGCCUGGCCUGUGGUUAUAUCCCAACCUCUUCGAAGACGUUGGCUUUUUCGAUAGUUUCCGACCGCUGUGGGGGUGGCAUGAAACCAAGGAGGACAUCAAGCGCAAGAAAAAGGAGAAGAAGGCCCGGAAGGCUCAGAAAAAGCUCGCUGCUUCUGCCGGCGGAGGUGAGAAAGACGUGGCUCCCGUGGCGCAGGCGCCCUCGAAUGGUACGGCCGUCACAUCUGCAGUUGAGCCUGCCACCAUGUCGACUGCGGCUAAGCGACAUGUUGCUCCGACGGUGGAGGAGGCUGAUGAUGAAUGAUUUCCGAUUUUGGGACUGAGGCGGGGACCUUUGCACGUCAUGGCGUCCUGGGUAUGUAAGAGCCCGUUGACGCACGAUGCGGAUGGAUGAUGUACCAACAUGGGCUGCCUUUGGAUUCAGACGGACUUCACCAAGAACCUUUUUUUUUCAACCGAGUUUGCCCCGUCCCAUUACUUGUGCCAAUUUCUCCUGGUCCGUCUGCGGCGCUUUUGGCUGGUCCUCCAGACGAGGCCUCUUUAUCUUGCCCAUCUCUUCCAGCCGCGCCGUGACUCGAUCCACCAGAACCCCCGUCCGGCCCAUUUGCUUUUCCAACUCGCCUAACCGCGUGAUGAGGUUUGGCUGGAUAUUCACCUGCGGCUCGCGCAGCGGCUCCGUCAGUCUCUGGAGGUGCCGGUACUGCGCGAGUCUCCCCUUCAGCGCGUCCCUCUGCUGGCUGA